Messenger RNA from Haliotis rubra (blacklip abalone), 1917 nucleotides. Its product is annotated as RNA-binding region-containing protein 3-like. Gene Ontology annotation, cellular component: U12-type spliceosomal complex. The record is from RefSeq and is a predicted model, not a curated record. Gene Ontology annotation, biological process: mRNA splicing, via spliceosome. Gene Ontology annotation, molecular function: pre-mRNA intronic binding; U12 snRNA binding; protein binding. The coding region runs from base 64 to 1449 and encodes 461 amino acids. The transcript is spliced from 2 exons. NCBI's taxonomy places the organism in Eukaryota, Metazoa, Mollusca, Gastropoda, Lepetellida, Haliotidae.
GAGUUAUCGGCCUUGGACCAGAGCGCGAUCAUUUUGGUUGUCUCUCACAGACGAAUAUAGACAAUGGUAUCAAGUACAUUACUGAUUAGGCAUCUGCCAUCAGAUCUCACACCAGCGGAUAAAGAUGACCUGUUGCGUCACUUCGGUGCUGUCAGCGUGCAGUUUAUGGGGACUACAGGUCCGAUGAAACAUGCAGCAUUUGCUGGAUUCACUGACCAGGCCCAAGCUGCCAAAGCUCUUACAAGACUGCAUCAGCUGGAUGUCCUAGGAUCAAGACUAAAAGCAGAAUUUGCUAAAGAGAGCCUUGCCCCUGACAGAAUAAAGACAGAUCAGCCUUGGACAAAAGAGAAAGUAGCAGACAAUAAUACGAAAGAGAAAGAGGCUAUUGUACCCCCUUCUUUUGAUGAUGUUUACCACAAGUGGAGCAUCAACUACCCUCGCAACCCACGACUUCACUACAUGUACCCCCCACCCACAGUUUCCAUCCUCACCAACAUUGCUAAUGCUUUAGCAUCCUAUCCUAAGUUUUAUGUUCAAGUACUGCAUCUCAUGAACAAGAUGAACGUCCCCACCCCUUUCGGUGUUCUCACUACCACGCCACCUAUCCCUGCAGAUUUGAAACAUCAAGCUGAAGAAAAGUCAGCUGCGAAUAUUUCAGCGAAAUCUACAAGCUCUGAAUCGGAAAUAGAGAGUGGAGGUGAAGGAAAAUCUUUAGAUGUCCAUGUCCCUGAUCAGAUUUAUGCAAGAAAGCGAAAGAGGAGUCACAAGAAAGCCCGGCUUAUGAUACAACCCCUGGCAGAGGUUACAGCUCAAGGUUCUGUUCCUCCCGACCAGAUCGUAAAACCAUCAGAGGUCUUUGAACAGGUACAAGACAAACCUGCCCAGAAGAAGAUCCAGUUGAAGCUUCCUUCAUUGGUGUCUAGCACAGCUCAGGAGGAAACUGGUGUUGCCAAGAUGGACACCACAGAGUCAACUUCACGUUUGAUGCAAGACGAAGAGACAGGAGGCUUCGGGAGGAUGGAGCCUGUCCAGAAGGAGCUUGAGGACAGUGCCCCUCCUGAAGAAGAUGACUGGGUUAGACAUGGCUUUGUUUCCCAGGAGGAGCUAGAUAGAGGCAGGUUACCAAUGUCGGAACUCAAGGAACUAUCUGUUUUCAGGAGGUAUGAAAGAGGAGAGCCAAGUUGUCGACUUUAUUUGAAAAACCUUGCUAAACAAGUAACUGAUAACGAAUUGCGGUUCAUAUAUGGUCGGUUCAUUGAUGUGACAAACGAACAAGAUCUAAAUAUAUUUGAUGUGCGUCUCAUGAAGGAAGGUAAAAUGAAAGGUCAGGCCUUUGUCACUUUCCCAAGUGAAGAUAAGGCCAUUCCUGCCUUGGAACAAACAAAUGGUUACAUUCUUAAUGGCAAACCCAUUGUGGUGCAGUUUGCAAGAUCAGCUAAGCAGAAGUGAGGAUUUGUGUGGAAUGUUUGUUAUUGCCUAGCUGGUAUUACAUGGUCAUUUUGAGAUCAUUGCUGUGUUUGUGUUUUACCAACCAGAGAGGAUUAUCAGAUCUUUCUUUGUCAUGCCAAAAUCAUAUGUUCAACAAAAGCAUGCAUUCAUUUUGAGAUUCAGGGGCAGAAAAUGGUCUCCACUGUCAAAAUCUUGUCAUAUAACCCUCAAAUAAGCAAGAAUUGGGUGAUUACAAUGAACAACUUUGUUGAUGAUGUAUCACUGUAUCCCAACUACAUGCUCAUGCUAUUACAUAGUAUUUAUGAUACUGACUAGGUAUUAGUUACCGGUAUACCGCAAUACGCUUUUCAAAUGAUACUUAUUGUAAUAUUUUUUUCUGAGAACAUGUAUAUUGGGUAAAAAACAUAUGAAUUGUUUGUGAUUAUCUUUAUGGUUAAAAUUAAAAUCUAUACAGACUUUCAUUCACAA